GGCGUCUACUUCCGCCCACCAGAGGUGAUGUCCAGUGUCGAUGUCGCAAGCUCCAUCAAUGAUUUGAUGCAGCAUCCUCAUCUUCGCUCAUGAGUACAACUCACCUGUUACUGCCUGCCCGGGCCACUACUACCGUGACGGUGAACACGGAUGUCCGCACUUGAUACAUCUAAAUAUGUACACAAGCAGUCUGAGCUCUUUACAACGGUGCAACCUCGUUGCUUGGCAGGAUGUGGUCGCGGAGAAACGAAGACGACAAAAGGCAGCUAUACCCAAUGAAUGGCUAAUUCCCCCGAUAGAACAAGGCCGCACAAAUGUCCUUGAUAUCCCUAUCUCAUGCGGCUUAUUAUCGCCGCAAGAGGCUGAAAUUACAACAACAUCCGAUGUGUAUUUGCUUCUGGGCAAACUUGCUAGAGGCGAAUGGUCUGCAGUAGAUGUUACGACCGCCUUCUGCAAACGCGCUGUUAUCGCACAUCAACUAACCAAUUGUCUCACCGAGAUCUUCAUUGAAGAAGCUAUCCAACGAGCAAAUGAACUAGAUGACUUCUAUAAGAAGAAUGCAACAGUAGUAGGACCAUUACAUGGCUUACCGAUUUCUCUGAAAGAUCAGUUCCGAGUGAAGGGUCACGAAGCGUCAAUGGGAUAUGUUGCAUGGUUGGGUCAAGUCGCCGAAGAUGAUUCGGCAUUAGUGAAGUUGCUUCGGCAGAGUGGCGCGGUCUUCUAUGUGAAGACAAAUGUACCGCAAACGUUAAUGUGGGGCGAGACCCAUAACAACGUGUUCGGUCGAACAUGCAAUCCCCACAACCUUGCCUUCACACCUGCUGGCUCUUCUGGAGGUGAAGCUGCUUUACUUGCGUUUCAUGGUAGUAUCCUCGGUGUCGGAUCUGACGUAGGAGGAUCAAUCAGGAAUCCAUCACAUUUUUGCGGGGUUUACGGCUUCAAGCCUAGCUCUCGUCGAGUUCCCACCUAUGGAAUUGUCAACUCACUCGAUGGCCAGGAUGCCAUCGCAACGAUUGCAGGACCAAUGUCAACAUCACUUUCAGGCAUCAAAACUUUCAUGCAAUCUGUGCUCGCGGCCAAGCCAUGGCGUGUCGACCCCGAUGUUAUCUUCAAACCCUGGGACGAUGCUGGCUAUGCACUGAAAGAACAUGGGGAAGGCUAUAAACUCUGUUUCGGUCUUAUCUGGGAUGACGGCAUUGUAAAACCUCAUCCGCCCGUUAUGCGAGCUCUUGAAUGUGCCAAGAGGGCGCUGGAGAACGCUGGCCAUGUCCUCAUUGAUUGGGUUCCCCAUAAGCACGCUGAAUUGAUAGCGAAUGCACGUUCCACCUUUUUAGCCGAUGGCGGAGCUGAUUACGCUGCUGCACUGAUCUCCGGCGAGCCCAUGAUACAUUCCAUGAAAUUGGAUGCGGACCCGAAUGACAUACCAGAGUUCCGAAAACCUCGUGAACCGCUCACCGCUUAUCAACUAUGGCAACUUCACAAGGAGAGGCGUGAACUGAGAAAGGAAUACUUCGAUCAUUGGCAGGCGACUGAAGAUGUUACUGGUACGGGUAGGCCUGUCGAUGCGAUAAUUUGCCCUGUGUCGCCUUAUGCUGCGGUUCCUCACGGAGAGAAGAGGUCUGCAGUUUAUACAUUGGUUUGGAAUACCCUGGAUUGUCCAUCGUUGGUCUUACCUGUCACUCGCGCGGACUCCGCAAUUGAUACCCAGGUUCUUCCUCAUGAGUUCAGAAAUCUUGACGACCAAGCUGUAUAUGAAUUGUAUGAUCCUGAAUGCUUCCACGGUUUACCUGUUGGCCUUCAAGUUGUUGGAUACAGAGGCGAGGAAGAAGCCACCAUAGCUAUGGCAGAGCUAGUAGACGCUGCGUUGGCAACAUGAGCAUUGCAAGAUUUGUUCGCUACUGCUACCAGUAUUAGUAGCGGCUUUAUUUAUCCAGAGAAUGCGACAUAACAAGGCUGACCGUUCAACGUAUGGUUCAAUGAGAUACAACAUGCCAGAUGCAACUUCAACAUGAAAUUACCUGGCUCCUUCCUAGAAUGGCAAUAUUCUUA
Messenger RNA from Somion occarium, 2049 nucleotides. NCBI's taxonomy places the organism in Eukaryota, Fungi, Basidiomycota, Agaricomycetes, Polyporales, Cerrenaceae. The record is from the annotation of a GenBank genome assembly.